GGCAGCGGUGCCCAGCACCCCGUGGAGGAUCUUCGGGUCGCAGCGCCUGGCCGGCGGCACGAGGGAGGCUGUCCUGCCGCGCCGGCCCCACGCGCAGCGGGGCGCGCAGCCGCCUCGCGCAGGGCCGCUGGAGGGGAUGGACUAUUCCUAUGAUGAGGACCUGGACGAGCUCUGUCCGGUCUGCGGGGACAAGGUCUCCGGGUACCACUACGGGCUGCUCACCUGCGAGAGCUGCAAGGGCUUCUUCAAGCGGACGGUGCAGAACAACAAGCACUACACCUGCACCGAGAGCCAGAACUGCAAGAUCGACAAGACCCAGCGCAAGCGCUGCCCCUACUGCCGCUUCCAGAAGUGCCUCACCGUGGGGAUGCGCCUGGAAGCUGUGCGUGCAGACCGGAUGCGCGGAGGGAGGAACAAGUUUGGACCCAUGUACAAGCGGGACCGUGCCUUAAAGCAGCAGAAGAAAGCUCUGAUCCGUGCCAACGGCUUCAAGCUGGAGACCGUGCCUCCGAUCAUGUCCCCGGUGCAGAACGACUACAGCCUGUCCUCCACCAUCCACAGCAUCCACGCCAUGUCCAAGACCUUGCCGCCCAACCCUGCCGCCCUGACGCCCGUCGACUACGAGCGCAGCCCCUACGGGACGCCCUCCCUGGGAAUGACUGUGCCCAGCCACGCGCCGCUCACCGGCUACCACUACCCUUCCUUCCCCAACCGCACCAUCAAGUCCGAGUACCCGGACCACUACACAAACACGCACGAGUCCGUGCCCGCCUACGUGUACCCAGAGACCUACCCCAGCAGCUCCCCUCCUGACAUCCCCGAGGUCAUCCUGAAGCUGCUGCAGCUGGAGCCCGACGAGGCCCAGGUGAAGGCACGGAUACUGGCCUGCCUGCAGCAAGAGCAAGGCAAAGGCCGGCACGAGAAGCUCAGCACCUUCGGCCUCAUGUGCAAGAUGGCUGACCAGACUCUCUUCUCCAUCGUGGAGUGGGCACGGAGCUGCAUUUUCUUCAAGGAGCUGGAGGUGGGCGACCAGAUGAAGCUGCUGCAGAACUGCUGGAGCGAGCUGCUGGUGUUCGACCACGUCUACCGGCAGCUGCAGCACGGCAAGGAGCACAGCGUGCUGCUCGUCACCGGCCAGGAGGUGGACAUGUCGACCAUCGCAGCCCAGGCCGGCUCCAUCCUGAACACGCUGGUGCUGCGGGCGCAGGAGCUUGUCCUGCACUUACACUCGCUCCAGGUGGACCGGCAGGAGUUCGUCUGCCUCAAGUUCCUCAUCCUCUUCAGCCUCGACGUGAAGUACCUGGAGAACCACACGCUGGCUAAGGACGCUCAGGAGAAGGCCAACGCGGCGCUGCUGGAGUACACCGUCUGCCACUACCCCCACUCCACGGACAAGUUUCGCCAGCUGCUGCUGCGGCUGGCAGAGGUCCGGGCGCUGAGCAUGCAGGCGGAGGAGUAUCUCUACCACAAGCACCUGAGCGGGGAGGUGCCCUGCAACAACCUCCUCAUCGAGAUGCUGCACGCCAAGCGGACUUGAGCGUGGCCGCCAGCACGGACCUGGCGGAGCC
Molecule: messenger RNA, 1568 nt
Organism: Gymnogyps californianus (California condor)
Lineage: Eukaryota; Metazoa; Chordata; Aves; Accipitriformes; Cathartidae
Gene: NR5A1
Product: nuclear receptor subfamily 5 group A member 1
Exons: 7
Coding region: 137-1537 (466 amino acids)
Biological process (GO): tissue development; regulation of transcription by RNA polymerase II; hormone-mediated signaling pathway
Cellular component (GO): RNA polymerase II transcription regulator complex
Molecular function (GO): zinc ion binding; RNA polymerase II cis-regulatory region sequence-specific DNA binding; nuclear receptor activity
Source: RefSeq, a predicted model, not a curated record